This is a messenger RNA of Tachysurus fulvidraco (yellow catfish), 3140 nucleotides long. RefSeq names its product G protein signaling modulator 1b (gene gpsm1b). The record is from RefSeq and is a predicted model, not a curated record. NCBI's taxonomy places the organism in Eukaryota, Metazoa, Chordata, Actinopteri, Siluriformes, Bagridae. The transcript has 14 exons. Gene Ontology annotation, molecular function: protein binding; GTPase regulator activity. Bases 160 to 2208 code for a protein of 682 amino acids.
UUCUCUUCAAGCUUGUGAUGGUUGUGAUUUUCUGUUGAACUCUAAAACAUCUAGUCUUGUGACAACAUUUGACAAACACCAAACCAUCGAAACAAGUUUCUUUACGAGUCACUGUGAGCUUUCCAUCUGUGAUCAUUAAACUCUCAGGACGAUCCCAUCAUGUCUGCUGGAGCUUGUCCCCUGAGUGGGGCUCAGAUCGCUUUGUGUAGACUCGUCCAUCGUGGACCGAGACCUCAGGUCACGCUGAAACCUCUACAAACCGAGUUGGAGCUGUAUGUGGAAAAGACUCGGGCUAAACAGAAACAAAGGAUGGAGGCGUCUUGUUUGGAGCUGGCUUUAGAAGGCGAGCGUCUGUGCAAAGCCGGAGAUUUCAAAGGUGGCACGGCGUUCUUCGAGGCCGCGGUUCAGGUCGGAACGGACGACCUGAAGACCCUCAGUGCCAUUUACAGCCAGCUGGGAAACGCUUACUUUUACCUCAAGGAGUACGGCAAAGCUCUGGAGUAUCACGGACACGAUCUUACGCUCGCCAGGACAAUCGGGGACAGGAUCGGGGAAGCCAAGGCGAGCGGGAACCUGGGGAACACGCUGAAGGUCCUCGGACGCUACGACGAGGCGGUGGUGUGCUGCCAGAGACAUCUGGACAUCUCGCAAGAGCAAGGAGAUAAGGUUGGUGAGGCCCGGGCUCUGUACAACAUUGGGAAUGUUUUUCAUGCUAAAGGGAAGCAGCAGUUAUGGGGAUGUUCUCAGGACCCAGGAGACCUGCCGAGUGACGUGAGGGACACGUUACAGAGAGCCACAGCUUUCUACGAAAUGAACCUGUCUCUGGUGAAGGAGUUGGGUGACCGCGCUGCUCAAGGGAGGGCUUUCGGUAACCUUGGCAACACACAUUACCUGCUGGGUAACUUCAUCGAGGCCAUCAAGUUUCAUCGUGAGAGACUUUCCAUCGCUAAAGAGUUUGGAGACAAAGCAGCCGAGCGGCGAGCGUACAGUAACCUCGGCAACGCUCUCAUCUUCCUCGGCCAGUUCAACUCAGCAACAGAGUAUUACAGGAAAACCCUGCAGCUCUCUCGGCAGUUGAAGGACCAGGUGAUGGAGGCUCAGGCGUGUUACAGUUUGGGAAACACCUACACACUGUUGCAGCAGUAUGAGAGGGCCAUCGACUACCACCUCAAACACCUGCUCAUCGCUCAGGAGCUCAAUGACCGGGUGGGUGAAGGCCGUGCAUGCUGGAGUUUGGGAAACGCCUAUGUGUCUUUAGGAAACCAUCGUCAGGCUCUGCACUAUGCACACAAACACCUCGACAUCUCCAGAGAGAUUGGGGACAGGAAUGGGGAACUGACGGCUCGACUGAAUGUGGAGCAGCUGAUGGAGUUGCUGGAUGUGAAAGAGGGAGACCUCUCGCCAUGUGGCUCAGAGUUUGAGAUGCAGGGAGCCCGGCCGAAGUUUAAGAAGAGGAACAGUAUGGACAGUGUGGAUCUCUGGAAGUACUCAUCUGAAAAGAACGGAGACGGACACGAUGUGGACGCCGUGUCCCGGAAGUCAAAACAUCAGCUGUCUCAAUCCAGCAGGAGGAAAAAAUACACAGAGAGCCAGACAACUGAGGACAGCCAGUGGCUGGACUCACCUGUGGACACAGAUGACAUCACAGUACAGAAGCUGGGUCGCGACCCCUCAGAUGAGGACUGCUUCUUCGACCUGCUCAGUAAGUUCCAGAGCAGCCGCAUGGACGAUCAGCGCUGCCACCUCAGCGACGACGCUAACGGUCAGGACACACACAGCGAUGAUGCCGCAGACUCGGCCAUCAGCGACAUGAUCGACGCCAGCCUCCUGGCCUCUCCUCAGACGGAGGAGCUCUUUGAUCUGAUCGCCAGCUCUCAGAGCCGCAGGCUGGACGACCAGCGGGUCAGUGCGGGGAACCUGCCAGGUCUCAGGAUUACCCACAAUAACCUGGGGCACCUGCGCGCCGAAGCCGAGCCUCAGGAGCCCAGCGACGAUUUCUUCAACAUGCUCAUCAAGUGCCAGUCAUCCAGGAUAGAUGAUCAGCGGUGUUCUCCUCCUGAAGGUGGACCCCGCGCCCCCACCGUCCCAGACGAAGACUUCUUCAGCCUCAUCCAGAGGGUUCAGGCCAAACGCAUGGAUGAACAGCGUGUCCAGCUUCCCUCUGAGAACCACUCGGAUAACGAGAACGACGACGGAGACUCCAGCUAGAGCACAGAGAGAGAGAAAGAGAGAGAGAGAGAGAAAGAAAGAAAGGAUGAUGGAUGAGAAGGUCUCUGUCUGGACUAUCGUACACGGCAUCGUCUGUGUUUAUAUGUCCGAGUGACUCCGUGCACUGUAUUUCCUUCAGGGUGACGUUUUAAACGUUCUUCACUCUAUGUGUUCAUUAGACACCAGCCUCUAGUGUUGUACUGUUGUAGUGCGCACUCGCUAGCCGCUAAUCGACAUCCUGUGCGUCUUCGUCUGUUUAAAAGCGGUGUGACGUGACGCGUUAUCACCACGAGCCUAUCUGUGCGGUCGCCUGGCCGAGGCGUCGUUCCUCCUGCAGCCGUGACACGUGGCACCUUCAGUGUUACUCGUCUCUUUAUAGCAUUGUGUCGAUCAGACGAUGCAAGAUAACUCGAAACAAUUCACAACUGGUGCUUGUUCUGUCUUACGGUUUCUUUUUUAUUAGCAUGUUGUCGUAUAUUUAUUAUCACGUCGGUGGAGAAAAAGACUGACAUAGCAACGACUGUGAAAAAGUGUACAUUUGUUAAAUUAAUUAGCGUAGAUAAGGUCACGUGAAUGAUACGUCGAAAAGUUCUAAACUUUCGAAAGAGAAAGCAACAGGCUGUGGUGGGUUUAUCUCUCGGGAUGAUGACGAUGAUGACGAUGAUGACGAUGAUGACGAUGAUGACGCUUUUUACUUGCGCUAGAGCUAAAUUAGCCGUACUGUAUCUGACUGGUCGCUUUUCUCGCACACGUAUCCUGACUAUUGGAAAAAAAAAACAACCAUGGAUCUGUGGGCGGAGCUACCAGGACUACAGAUGCAGAGAUUCUUUCUCUUUUCAAAUCUUUUUUCUUCACAGCUUUGGGAGGCAACGUCAUGAUUUUAUUAAUAAGUUAAAUAAUUUAAAUUAGUUACUUUUUUUUUUUUUUUUUUU